GCAGCAUAUUGGCAUUGCGCGAAGAACAUGGCAUCCACUGCGAUUAUGAUGGACGGAAGCAUGGACGUAGAUGCCGCCGUGGAAAGCCUUCGAGCGCUGAAAUUGGGUAGCGACAUGACAGGUCACAGUCGGAGCAAAGGAGGCGGGUUUGACGAAGUGCACGACCAUGCCGUCCGCGUUCGCGAGCACUACGAAGCGCUGAUGGUAGACCAAGCCAAGCGAUCGCACAUGGUCGCCCAAGAGAACUUGCAGCUCCGAUCGAUGUUAGGGACGAUGGAGAACCAGAAUCAAGCGCUUCGGCAAACGGUGCAUGCGUUGGAGGGGUACCGAGACAAGGCGGAGGCGCAACAGGCACAAAUUGACCAGUUGCAGAACGAAAUGCGGACGCUGAAGCAAUCCAACUACUCGUUGCAGGUGUAUCUCCAACAAGCCGAUCACUCAAGAAGCAUGGGUCAUCUACCUCGACCACCUGAUGUAUAUUAAGUUCGUAACAAUGAAGGGGUUUUCGUUCAA
Molecule: messenger RNA, 513 nt
Organism: Aphanomyces astaci
Lineage: Eukaryota; Oomycota; Saprolegniomycetes; Saprolegniales; Verrucalvaceae
Exons: 1
Coding region: 28-483 (151 amino acids)
Source: RefSeq, a predicted model, not a curated record